AUGGCCCGAUCGUCUCGUCCCAAGACCGACGCCCGUCGCGGAGACUACCAAUCCCUCGAUAACGAGAUCCCACAAGACGAGCAGCAGCUCACUCCUACGUCUACAUCUACGUCUAGCCUUACAAAAGAUUCCGAGAAUGAUAUCCACAAAUCCUCGACCACCUCCGACCGCCUCGCUUCGCGCGGUCAACCCAAUGAUGCGGAUUUACUUUCCAGCGACGACAGCGCCGACGACGACGCGAACGAAGACGAUGUUAGACUCCGACCGUUGAGAAGUCAAAGUCAGAAUGCGGAUGGGAAUCACAAUCUGGAUACGCGUCGUGGUCCUGUGCGCUCAAGCUACAAUCAUCGGGCAAUUAUCGACGAUACACCUUCAGGCAGUUCAUCCACUCUCCUCCCGGAGGAAUACGAGCUUGAGGGCAGCCACAGCAACGGCAAUGAAGAAAUCCCCGUACCGAAAGAACAGCGCGACGUCGGCAAGCGCAUUGAAGGCUUCCUCGAGAGCGAAAGGAGGACUUUACUGGCCGAGUCGUUCCGGACGGACAUUGAGGAUGCGAAUACCGAUUUUGUGUUUAGUGAUGACGAUGAAAUUGAUUAUGAGGCCGAAGAUGAGUAUGGGGCUCCGAUUAAACAGCGCAGAAGGGACGGAGAGGGAGAGGAGCCCCGCUGGAAACGAUAUUGGAGUGCCAUUUUUGGGAAGAGAACUUGGUGGCAUAUUGGGGGGCGCUCUGUUCCAUGGUAUCCGGCUCCUUUGGGCGGUACUAGCUCGAACUGGAGCGAGAGUUAUAGAAAAGCGCACGAUAUGGUUGAGAGGAUGAGUCUUGUUGAGAAGGUUGGCGUUACGACUGGGACCGGAUGGCAGAUGGGCCUUUGUGUUGGAAACACAGUGUGGACUCCGUCGGCUUCCCUCUCUUUAUGCCUACAAGAUGGUCCGCUUGGUCUACGCUUCGCUGAUAACAUCACGGCGUUCCCUGCCGGAAUCACCACAGGCGCGACCUGGAACCGUGAUCUCAUGAGAGCUCGAGGAAAAUCCCUCGGACGCGAAGCUCGCGCGAAAGGAGUCAAUGUUCUUCUUGGCCCCUCGAUGGGUGCCAUGGGAAUGAUGCCAGCUGGAGGUCGAAAUUGGGAGUCCUUCGGAUCAGACCCUGUCUUACAGGCUGUGGCAGCUGCGGAGACUAUUCAAGGCAUUCAGAAAAUUGGCGUGAUGGCCACAGCCAAACAUUUCGUUCUGAACGAGCAAGAACAUUUCCGCCAACCCAACGAAUGGGGCACAGAAUACGCGAUUUCGUCUAACAUCGGCGAUCGUGCCCUUCAUGAAGUCUUUGUAUGGCCAUUUGCUGAGAGCGUGCGCGCAGAUGUCGCGAGUGUUAUGUGUGCCUACCAAAUGGUCAACAAUAGCUAUUCCUGCGAGAAUAGCAAGCUUAUCAAUGGCAUUCUCAAAGAUGAGCUCGGCUUUCAAGGGUUCGUCCAAUCGGACUGGCUAGCACAGCGGUCUGGCGUACAAAGCGCACUGAGUGGUCUCGACAUGAGUAUGCCGGGUGAUGGUCUCGCCUGGGCAAAUGGCGAAGCCCUCUGGGGACGACAAUUGACGGCCGCAGCUUUGAACUCAUCCGUUCCAAUGGAGCGAUUGAAUGAUAUGGUGACGCGAAUUGUUGCGUCAUGGUUCCAUUUCCGCCAAGAUCAAUGGGAAAAACGCGGACCUAACUUUUCCUCUUGGACGAACAAGAAGAUGGGUAAACUGCACCCAGGGAGCCCGGACGAUCAUUCCUCGGAGGAAGUCAACAAAUUCGUGAUUGCGCAGCAGUCCCAGCAUGCUACGAUUGCUCGUGAGAUCGCGGCAGAAGGCACUGUACUUCUGAAGAACCUCAAUAAUACCCUCCCUCUCUUGCGAACCGUCUCCAGCCCGGAUGGGAAAUACCGGGUCGGUAUCUUCGGCGAAGACGCAGGUCCUGGAAAGGGUCCUAACUCCUGCCCCGAUCGCGGCUGCAACCAAGGGACUUUAGCCUCUGGCUGGGGCAGCGGCGCGGUGGAAUUUCCGUACUUGAUUAGCCCGUGGGAAGCUCUCGAGACUGCGUGGUCAAAUGAGACAGUUGACGUUCGUAGCUACCUCACCAACGAUAUUGCCUACCAAGACUUGGCGGAGCAAGAUUUGUGUCUCGUUUUUGCGAACUCUGACGGCGGCGAAGGUUUCAUACGCAGCGACGGCAUCAAUGGCGAUCGCAAUGACCUAUUCCUACAACGCAACGGGGUAAACUUGGUAGAGAGUGUCGCGCAACAAUGCGGAGAUGGCCGAGGCCGAACAAUCGUCGUGGUACAUUCCGUCGGCCCUGUUGUGCUAGACCCCUGGAUCGACCUCCCAGGUGUUCAUGCGGUGCUCUACGCAAACCUUCCUGGCCAGGAGAGCGGGAACGCCUUGGUCGAUGUGUUAUUUGGUGACGUCGAUGCUAGUGGACGCUUGCCCUACACCAUCGGUCGGUCUCUUGAGGACUAUGGCCCUGCCGCGCAGGUCGUAUACAAGGCCGACAACCAGGUUCCACAGGUCGAUCUUGACGAUGGUCUAUACAUAGAUUAUCGCCAUUUUGAUCGACACAACAUCACACCACGCUAUGAGUUCGGCUACGGAUUGUCGUACACUACUUUCGACUUCUCCGAGCUCCGUAUCAAGGCCUCGCAGGAAAAGUCCCGGCUUCCACGCCCGCGUCAGAAGAGCGAUAUCGACCCCCCUGCCUACGAUAGCAGCCCCGGUUCAGCGAAUGACAAUCUGCUCCCCAGUAACUUCACUCGUUUGGCCAAAUACAUCUAUCCCUAUCUCCUGAACACGGACGGCACCGAGCCAGGAAAAUACCCCUAUCCAGAGGGGUACGACGAGAAGCAAGAGCCAUCCGAAGCCGGGGGUGGCCUGGGCGGAAACCCAUCAUUGUGGGAGGGCAUGCUGGAGGUUUCGGUGAAGGUCACCAACACCGGAACCAGAGUAGGCAAAGAGGUCAUCCAGAUUUAUGUCUCCUUUCCAGAUGGCGUUGUCGAGCACCGCGGGGUUUCCUUGAGCAGGGAAGAGGUCGACUUUCCCGUUCGCGUGCUUCGGAAUUUCGAGAAGAUUUCUCUCGAGCCCGGGGAGUCUAAGACAGUUGAGAUGACGUUGUCCCGCAAGGAUCUCAGCUAUUGGAGUGUUCGGGCGCAGAACUGGGUAUUGCCGACAGAGGGCGAGUUCAAGAUCUGGGCUGGUCGCAGUUCUCGGGACUUGCCGUUGGUGGCUGAGUUCUAG
Penicillium waksmanii is the source of this 3261-nucleotide messenger RNA. Its product is annotated as beta-glucosidase. NCBI's taxonomy places the organism in Eukaryota, Fungi, Ascomycota, Eurotiomycetes, Eurotiales, Aspergillaceae. Gene Ontology annotation, molecular function: beta-glucosidase activity. The record is from RefSeq and is a predicted model, not a curated record. Gene Ontology annotation, biological process: glucan catabolic process. Bases 1 to 3261 code for a protein of 1086 amino acids. The transcript is spliced from 3 exons.